AACACAAAUGUCAUAACUGAAGCGAAAAAUCAAAACAAACGGUUUUUCAAUUUUCAGUUCUAUUUUACUGAAUUAAAAGAAUUGUACUAUUUGCAAAAAUUAUUAGUAUAUUAUUAAAAUAAUCUCAAUGGAGGGUGCUUACAAGGAUAAAUAUACAUUUAUAGGGGAAUGGUAUGAUAAUCAAGCAAGUCUUAUAAGGCGGUUCAAUGUUUUUUACUAUCCUACUGAUGAUACAAUCGAAAUGUAUGAUUUAAAAAAUAGAAAAACAUUUCUCAGGAGAGUGAAAGUGAAUGGUGUAACUCUAGAUAACUUUUUUAUUGGAAGUACUCUAUACAUACUAGGUAGAUUAAUUAAGAUAACUGAUUUUGCAUGUGAAGAUACAAAGAAAAAGCUACAUAAGGAUAUGCAAGUAACAUUUGCAUUAAUAAAACCAAUACCAACUAGAAUUGCUGGAAAGAUAAUAACUCAUUUUUAUGAACAUGGGCUAAAGAUUUCAAAGAUGAAAAAAGCUUGUAUCACGUCAGAAGAUGUAUCUUUUCUCUGUAGAACUCAAGUUUCUGACAAUACAUUUCCAUUCCUUCUAGAAUAUCUUAGUGGAAAUCAAGUUUAUGGUAUGGAGCUAGUGGGUAAGGAUGCAGUCACAGUUGCUAUUAAGGUUCUUGGUGAUAAAGACCCAUCUAAGGCUGAACCAGGAACAAUCAGAGCCCUUUAUGGCUCAGAUCCAGUGAGAAAUUGCGUCCAUGUCUCACCAGACCCUGACUCUGCUAUUCAGGAUGUUGAAUACUUUUUCCCCCCUCCACCACAACACUUAUCAAGGCUCAGACUCACAGCUACAUUAUCUAAUUGUACAUUAUGUAUUAUAAAGCCUCAUGCAAUAAGAGAGGGAAAACUUGGAGCAGCAUUAGAAGCAAUAGAUGAAGGAGGUUUCGAAAUAACAGCAUUGAAUAUGUUUAUGGUAGAAAAUGUUAAUGCUUCUGAGUUUUAUGAAGUUUAUAAAGGAAUAGUACAAGAGUAUAAGGGUAUGGUAGAAGAAUUAGCAAGUGGUCCUUGUGUAGCAAUGGAAAUAGUGGCCAAGGAUAAGAAUCUCAAUACUGCCGUUGAAUUUAGAAAAUUGGUUGGACCUGCAGAUCCAGAUAUCGCGCGCCUGUUACGACCACAUACUAUAAGAGCGAAACUCGGUAAAACUAAAGUGCAGAAUGCGAUACAUUGCAGUGAUCUAGCUGAAGAUGGUCUGCUGGAAGUGGAAUAUUUCUUUAAGAUUUUGGAUUUAUGAGCAAAAGAGGAUAUUAGUAUUUUAUGAUUUCUCAGGAUGGAUUAUAAAUUGCACUGUUUGUUUUUGAAUUUUAUAGGAGUGGAGAGUGAAGUAUUUAUAAUCUGUGUUGCAUAUUAAGUUGAUCUUUUAUGACUGCAAGUUGUGGGUCAAUUUUGCUAUAAAUACAUUUGCCGCUAUUUUUACAGAAAUCUAGUCUGAAAAUAAUAAGAUAAUUUAUCUACCUAAUGUAAAAGACUGAUCUUAAUUUUUGUUGCUCUUUCGAUUGCAACUUU
Messenger RNA from Zerene cesonia (dogface butterfly), 1545 nucleotides. It is a transcript of the gene nmdyn-D7, whose product is annotated as nucleoside diphosphate kinase 7. The record is from RefSeq and is a predicted model, not a curated record. The coding region runs from base 128 to 1273 and encodes 381 amino acids. The transcript has 7 exons. Gene Ontology annotation, cellular component: centrosome. NCBI's taxonomy places the organism in Eukaryota, Metazoa, Arthropoda, Insecta, Lepidoptera, Pieridae.